AUGAGCCACGAUCAUGAGGCCAAGAUUCGGACCGGCCUAGAGCACUCGGCGUUGGUGCCGGCGGACAAUGAAGUGCCUCCGGAUGCGCCUCAGGGCCGAAAAGUGUCGGUUUUGGGAGUGGAGGUGGUGGACAGAGGGACUUGGUCCGGCCCGUUCGACUUCUUGAUGUCCAUGAUCGCUUAUGCAGUGGGAUUGGGUAGGUUUCCGAUGUUCCAAGGGUCUGUAAAAUGUAGAUGUCAACGAAAAAAGCUUGUUAUUUACAAUGUCGUCACAAAAAAUUAUUAAAAUUUUAGUCUAAAUUUGUCACCAGGUUAAUAAAAUUAACUCUCGAAGCAUAGCUACGUCCGUUAUAAUCGAACUCAUUGCCCUUCCUGCAGGCAAUGUCUGGCGUUUUCCGUACCUCUGUUUCCGUAAUGGAGGUGGCAGUUUCCUGGUCGCCUACUCCAUCUUCUUCGUCCUGGCUGCUGUUCCCAUCUUCAAUAUGGAGGUGACGGUCGGCCAAUAUCUUCAACGAGGUGCCAUGGAGAUCUGGGCCAUGUGCCCGCUUUUCAAGGGCGUUGGAAUUGGGAACGUUGUGAUCGCCUUUAUGUGCAUCUCCUACUUCUGUGUGAUCGCGGCGUGGGCCAUCUACUACAUGAUCGCUUCAUUCAAUUCAACGUUCCCUUGGGAGACUUGCAACAACUAUUGGAAUGACAACAGAUGUGUGACCGGCAAAGAGACGAGCGCUCAGCUGCAAAGAACCGUUUACAAUCUGACCAGAUACGGGCAGAGCACGGAGACUUCCGUAGAACAGUAUUGGGAGUGAGUAAGAGGUCGAUGGAACAGAGUUCAGUCAAGUCCUCGAUCUAAAACAAGUUUUAUUUCAGACGUCGAGUACUAAUGCUGAGCGACGACCUUUCCGAUUUCGGUGGAAUCCAAUGGGAACUCUUCGGAAUCAUGGCCAUCGCAUGGGUCAUCGUUUAUUUCGCUCUGUGGAAGGGUAUUACUCAAGCCAGGAAGGUAAAAAGGUCGUUCUAAUAUUCAAAUUGCUUUAGUUUGUAUACUUCUGCGCCCUCUUCCCCUACUUCUUAAUUGUCGUGCUUUUGAUCCGAGGACUCACAUUGCCUGGGGCAUUUACCGGAAUCUCCUUUUAUCUGACCCCCAAUAUCACAAAACUUUCGGAGCCAGAGGUCUGGAAAGAUGCCGGAACUCAAGUGUUUUACUCGUAUGGAGUAGGCUUUGGAACUUUAAUUGCAUUGGGAUCUCAUAACAAGUUCAACCACAACUGCUAUCGGUAAUGAAUAGUAAUCAAACACAUUUUACAUGAUGAGUUAAUGUCUAAAUUAAUACAAAAUUUCUUCAGUGACGCCGUGAUUAUGUGUUUUAUCAAUGGAUCGACCAGUAUCCUGGCUGGCUUGGCUGUCUUCUCCAUCCUUGGAUACAUGUCAGUGGUUGCCCAAAAGGAUAUCGCUGAGAUUGUGAAGCCGGGCGUUGGCCUGGCCUUCUUGGCCUACCCUGAAGUGGCCAGUAACUUGCCGAUGAAACAAGUCUGGGCUUUCUUAUUCUUCUUGAUGAUUACUAUCCUGGGAUUGGACAGUCAAGUAAGAAAGUUAAUAUUAAUUUACGCAAUUUUUUGUGAGUUUAGAAAACUUUUUUUAACAUUAGGUAUGUAUGAUGGAAGGCCUCUUCACUGCCCUGGAAGACACUUUCCCCACCCUGUUGAGGAAACACAAGAAGAAGUCUUUGCUGGUGACCUGUAUAUUCUUCUUUAUCCUCGGGAUCCCCAUGGUCACGUAUGCCGGAUCCCAUUGGCUGACUUUGGUCGACAAUUACGGCGCUUCUGGUUAUGCUCUGUUGUUCGUCGUGUUCUUCGAAGUUAUCGGUCUCUCUUGGGGAGUCGGUAAGGCAUAUCAUACUUGAUGAGCAAAUUUUUGAAAAAAUCUUCAAUUCUACAAAUUUUUUUAAUAAUAUUCAAAUUUCAGGUGCUGACAGAAUCAGGAAUGGUCUCUAUGAAAUGAUCGGGAGAUAUCCGAAUCCGGCUUUCCCAAUUUUGUGGAAGUACAUUUCGCCUGCCAUUACAUUCGUAAGUUUUUUUGAAAAAGGAAAACUUAAUUAAAUUUUUGUAAUUAUUUUAAUUUUUUGUUUGCAAGUUACAAAAAAGAAGUCAGAACGAUCAUAUUUAACGUUUGUUAUGUAUAUUUUGACUUUCUUCAUUGCAGGUGAUGUUCUUUUUCUGCACCUUCAUGUAUGCCCCGGUCAAAAACGCGACUGGCCAAGACUACCCGGCCUGGGCCCAGAUCUUCGGAAUCUCCCUUUCCCUCUGCUCGAUGGUGGUGAUCCCCGGUUACGCGAUCUAUUAUUUGUUCACUAAACCCAAAGGACAGACCUUUACGGAGCGUUUUAUCACCGGAAUUCAUCCUCCCAAAGAGCUGGAUGAACAGUUGGAACGACGUCGUCAACGGGCCCAUGCUCAGAAGGAGGAGGAGAUGCAGUUCAUCGACAAGCCGGCCGCCAACAACAACGUCUGA
Bursaphelenchus xylophilus (pine wood nematode) is the source of this 2507-nucleotide messenger RNA. The record is from the annotation of a GenBank genome assembly. NCBI's taxonomy places the organism in Eukaryota, Metazoa, Nematoda, Chromadorea, Rhabditida, Aphelenchoididae.